Capsaspora owczarzaki ATCC 30864 is the source of this 2578-nucleotide messenger RNA. RefSeq lists its product as hypothetical. The record is from RefSeq and is a predicted model, not a curated record. Bases 16 to 2445 code for a protein of 809 amino acids. Lineage: Eukaryota; Filasterea; Ministeriida; Capsasporidae. Gene Ontology annotation, cellular component: late endosome membrane; lysosomal membrane; Mon1-Ccz1 complex. Gene Ontology annotation, biological process: regulation of autophagy. The transcript is spliced from 9 exons.
UUUGGUUUUUCUCAUAUGACUUCGUCGUCGUCGUCGUCGUCGUCAGCGGCGGCGUCGAGUGGCGUCACUGCUGCGUCGUUCCAGCAGCACUACUUGUACCUCUCGCCCGAGUACCCUCUGCGAUUCACUCCGCCAGUCGAGCGGCAAGCGAGCGUGUUCUUUGACGAGAGCAAUCGACAGGUCUUUGCUGUCCGGGACAAGGACAACACUACGGAAGUCACAGUGUUUGCUGUCAACAAGUCCAACCCGAUGCGGUACAACAUCCACGGCAAGGGUAAUAUCGUGUCAGUCAAGUUCUCGCUCGACCAGAAGAUUCUCACGGUUCAGAAAACUGCCCGCGACAUUGAUUUUAUCAACAUUAACGAUCGCACAGAGUUUACCUACUCGUGCAAAAGCAAAAGCGCCACCCAAAUCAUCGGAUUUCACUGGACUUACAUGAACGAGCUGGUUCUUGUCACGACGCAAGGCAUCGAGUUAUUCAAGCUCGAUCCCGGGAAACAAUCUCUCAAGCUGAUCAAGGCGGUCAGUGUUGCGGUCAACUGGUACAACUACUCGCACGAGCACCGUAUCUUGCUGGUUUCGACCUCGCUGCAAGCCAACGUCAUGUAUGGGUUUCACUUCAAGUCCGGAGCCAUGACUCGCUUGCCACGAUUCGACGUCGAAUUGCCCGCUUCUUACAAUAAAGUUCAGCCUCGCCUUCACGAGUCCGACCUUACCAUUGCUAUGGUAUACGGUCGCUUGUACUGCCUGCACGUUCGCAGCACCGGAUUGUCUCCAGAUCAACAUCAUAGCAGCGGCUCUGCGGAGAUUGUCCUCUAUCAACUCACGCGAGAGGCCGUCACGAAAAAGGCCAUUCUCGACUUGCAGGUGGACGGCAAGUUUGCCAUCAACGUGGUCGAUAAUGUGAUUGUGGUGCAUCGGCAAGAAUCACGCACGUCCAUGCUGUUUGACAUUCGACUGCCUCCGCGCGAUGUUUAUUCCUCCAAUGGCCUGCUACGACCUGUUUCGCCCUCUCCCUACCGAACCGCAUCUCCAGUCGCUUCGCCAGUGUCGUCCACUCAUCCGUCGUUGCUCGGCAAUGCCGCCAUGGUGGCGAGUGAAGUGCCCAUCUUCGAUCAUGUCCUCGCUCCGCUGUCCAUCGCUCCUUUCCGUCUCCGGAAUGAAAUCAAGGGCGAUCCGUCUGCCGACAGCGCAACUACUGCUGCCAACCCAAUCGACUGCGAACUUUAUGCGGUCAGCUGGGUGGUAUUCCAGCCAAAUCUUGUGAUUGAUGCCAAGCUGGGUGUUCUGUGGCAGCUUUCAAUCAAGUUGGAUGCAAUCGUCAAUAUGAUUUCAGACAAGAAUCGACUCGUAGACUUUUUGCUGCGGCGCACAAAUUCAAAGCAGGUGCUGCUUCAAGUUUGCAGGACUCUGCUGGAGGAAGCCUCCCCUUCUUGGCUGUCCACCAUUUCCAUUGUGUUUGAUCAGCUCAACGCCGUGUACAAAUCCAGCUCCAUCGGCACAGACGGCCUACCCCUGCCAGAACAGCAGCCCGCCAUGUUUAUGUCUGCCGCUGCGCGAUGGCUUUCGACCUCCACAUCCAUGUCGGCCGCAGCCGCCUCAAUCGCCGCCUCAUCGGCAACUGCCUCCACAACACUCGCGUCUUCGUCACCACGCUCGGCGUCGAUCGGUUCUGGGACGAUCGUCGUCGCCAGCGAGCAGCCAAUGUCGCAGACAAACCUGCUGGCUGGACUGGAUGCAGAUGCCGCCUUUUCGGACGCUGCACUCUCCGGCGGCACCGUUGUUGAUGCUCGAACCAGCUUGCAACGCUCUCUUGGAAAGGGCUGCGUCGUGAUUGACCAAGCGGACAUGUUUUCGGCCGUCUUCCACCCGCUCGAGGAAUCCAAGGACUUCAAGUACCGUUCUUUCGUUGCUGUCCUGGUCGAGUACAUCCGAUCGCUUAGCGUGUUCAAGAUCCCGGUUCAGCAUUACCUUUACGAGCUGGUCAUCAACUUGCUGGUGCGCAACAACCGCUACUACCAGCUUCAUCAGUUCCUGCAGUAUCAUGUCGUCAAUGACUCAAAGCAUGUGGCGUGUCUGCUCUUGUCGCUCGAGAAUACGUAUCCACCAGCCUAUCAGCUUGCAUUGGAUAUGCUCAAGCGCUUGCCAAACUCGGAUGCCGAGAUUGUGGACGUGUUCUUGUCCAAGGGCGCUGUUCUGGGUGCCUUGAGGUACAUUCGCAGCCAAAAUCUCGAGUCGACCGCCGACGCUCGGCAGUUCCUCGAGGUGGCCGUCAGCACCAAGGAUGACAUGCUCUUCUACACGGUCUUCAAGUUCUUUGAGCAACGUAACAUCAAGUAUCGCAAGUCGCCCGAGUUUACAAAAGACGAUCGCUGCGAAGCGUACGUUCAACGUUUCCAGGAGCACUUCCGCUCGGGACCACACCUUACGCAGUUCCAGUCUUGAUUCCCAAGCCAUGUGUGAAGGACGGAUGCUCGUUCGGGGGGUUUCACUGGCUUUGUUGUUGCUGUUGUUGACGGGGUCUAUCGAGAGUGUUGAACUGUGGUUCAUUUUCCUAUUGUGUGAAUUUCAAGUGGUU